Molecule: messenger RNA, 13105 nt
Organism: Phalacrocorax carbo (great cormorant)
Lineage: Eukaryota; Metazoa; Chordata; Aves; Suliformes; Phalacrocoracidae
Source: RefSeq, a predicted model, not a curated record
GCUGCCGCCCUGCCGCGGCUGGGGGCCAUGCCUCCGCGCCUCCCGCCCGCCGCGCCGCCCCGCCGCCCGCCCGGCGACCGGCGAGGCAGCGCCCGGCGGCGGGCGGGAUAAUGCGGCUGCCCAGCCCGCAGGCACCGCCAGCGGGGCGCCCCCGCCGCCGCCAUGUCCCCCCCGGCCUCGGCCGCCGCCGCCAGCGAGGGAGGCAGCAGCACGCCGGUGCCUCCGGAGGAGGAGGCGGAGGGGGCCCGAGAGGAGCAGCGGCCAGUGAAGCAGUCUCUCAGCAAGUCCCUGUGCCGAGAGUCCCACUGGAAAUGCCUGCUGCUGUCCCUCCUCAUGUACGGCUGCAUGGGAGCCAUGACCUGGUGCCACGUCACCAAGGUGACCCGCCUGACCUUUGACAGCGCUUACAAGGGCAAGUCCAUGAUGUACCACGACAGCCCCUGUUCCAAUGGCUACGUCUACAUCCCCUUGGCCUUCCUGGUGAUGCUCUACGUGGUGUACCUGGUGGAGUGCUGGCACUGCUACACCCGCAAUGAGCUGCAGUACAAAGUGGAUGUGGAGAGCGUGCACGAGCGCGUGCAGCGGAUGCAGCAGGCAACCCCCUGCAUCUGGUGGAAGGCCAUCAGUUACCACUACGUCCGCAGGACCCGGCAGGUUACCCGCUACCGCAAUGGCGACGCCUACACCACCACCCAAGUGUAUCAUGAGCGGGUCAACACCCACGUGGCAGAGGCUGAGUUUGAUUAUUCCAAUUGUGGAGUUAAGGACAUCUCCAAGGACCUCAUUGACUUGGAGAGCUACCCGGCCACACGGCUCCGCUUCACCAAGUGUUUCAGCUUUGCCAACGUGGAGUCGGAGAACUCCUACCUGACCCAGCGGGCCCGCUUCUUUACAGAGAAUGAGGGCCUGGAUGACUACAUGGAAGCCAGGGAGGGGAUGCACCUCAAAAACGUGGACUUCAAGGAAUACAUGGUGGCCUUUUCCGACCCAGACAACCUGCCUUGGUAUGUAUCCCACUAUGUCUUUUGGGUGGCAGCUCUGCUGACCCUAUCCUGGCCCCUGCGGGUGCUAAAUGAGUACCGCACCUCCUACGUCCAUUACCACGUGGAGAAACUCUUUGGGUUCGACUAUGUGGCAGUGACACCAGCCGAGGAGCGCUCCUUCUGUCGGAGGAUGCCCCGUGUCAACACAGUGGACAGCACUGAGUUGGAGUGGCACAUCCGAUCCAACCAGCAGCUGGUGCCCAGCUACUCAGAAGCAGUCCUGAUGGACUUGGUGGGGCUCUCCAGCUGCACCAGCUACUCCGCUUGCCGGUAUGGGGGCUACCGGCAGAACUGUGAACGAUGCCACAGGACUAUAAGCAGCUCCUCCAUCUUCUCCCGCAGUGCCCUGAGCAUCUGCAAUGGCAGCCCCAGGAUUCCCUUCAGCAGCAGCCGCUUCUCCCUGGGCCGCCUGUAUGGCUCGCGACGCAGCUGCCUCUGGCAGAGCCGGAGUGGGAGCCUGAAUGAGCAGAGCUGCCCCACUGAGCAGACCCGCCUCUCCAGCCAGGUGACUGUGGAGGAGGAAGACCCUCCUCCUUACCAGGAUGCUCUCUACUUCCCCAUCCUCAUCGUGCACCGCAAUGAAGGCUGCCUGAACCAUGACCACCGUCACCUCCACCGCAAUGGGUCCUGCGUGGAGACCUCACUGUGAAAGCAGAGGGCAGUGAGAUCUCAUUGUCCAUUGCCUGGCCCAAGCCAGUGCAGGGUUUGGGGAGAGGAGCGCAGGGGAAGGAGGUGGCCUAGGAGGACAUCAGGAUGGAGAUGACACGGCAUCUUGCUCCGGCAGCCAGUGACAGCUCCCCCACCGUGACUCUGACCUCCCGGAGGGGUGAGUGCUGAUGCUCCCUCUGAUAUGGCACAGAACUCUAGACCGAUCACCACAUGCAAAAAAAAAAAAACCACAAAACAAAAAACCAAACCCAACCAAACCACCCCCAAAACCAUAAUUCAUGGCAUCAAGAUCCAAAGGGGGUGAUAAAAAGACAAGUCUGAUGCAGAGAGCUUUGCCUCCCAGCCCUGGCUCCAGGCUGGCUCAUGCUCCAAGGAACCAGCAGCCUCCAGAAAGCACCCUGCUGCACCUCUGCCCACCCUGCUGCCCACGCUAGAGCAAGACCCCUCGCUGGGUGGAGGGGAAUGGGCCCUUUGGGAGCAGCAUGUAACUUCCUGUGCCUAAGGGUCUGGGGCAUCCAGGCACGUGGAGCUAAGCGGCAGGUUCAGCAAUGGCUGAAAGCCACAAAUCCAGCUCUUCCCCUUCCCCCCGACCAUUCGCCACCCUCCCCACUUUUUUUCUAGACCAUGCUCCGACUGUUACUCUGUUUUCACUGCUGGGAAUGGCACCGCCUCCAGAGGAUCCCAGGCUCUGCUCCUUAGGAAGCUUCAGCACUCCAGCUCUGAGAGUCAGCAUCCCCUAGGUAAAGGGCUUUCUGUUUGGGGUUACAGCAGGCAGGCAGCACUGGGGAAAGGAUGAAUGUGCAAACCCAGAUGGAGUGGAGAUCUGCAGUGCUACUGGUUUCCUUGUUGGAGGAGAGCUCAGCUGGAAAGAGAAAAUGGGAGGCUCCCGGAGAGCUGAGGAAGGGGGAGAGGAUGGCACUGGGACAGGCGUUGUGGUAAUAGGCGGUGCGUCAAGUGGCUGGUGUCGCUUCCUGGCUUUGAAGUAUGUCCUAAUUGGUUCAGACAAGCAUCAAGGAAGGCUCUGGUAGGUUCAGCUGCAGUUCACUUAUUGAUAAUAGAGCAGUAGGUUGGUGCAUGUCUGCAAGAGUGAAUUUUGCAUGAGAUCAGGCUGGGCUCUGCCUGCAGACUCUGAACUGCAGGCUCCUGGCAGCCCGAUUUUUGCAGAGAGCUCUGAGGGGCUGGGAGGGAGAUAUCAAAAACAUGAUGGAGCGUUGGGAACCUUGGCUGUGGAAAUGAGGAACAUGGGGAUUCCCUUUUUAUGGGACCUCUGCCGUGAGUGCAGGACCCACAGCUGGGAGACAGGGAGGCAUCUGUCAUAAGGGAUGCUCUGCAGAACAGAGGCUGGGGAUGUGUUGGAAGGGAGCCUGCUUAAAACAGUGGUUUGCACUACAGAGGUUUUUGCAGAGAGGUAUCAGGCUUGGUGAGAAGUGAGAUGGCUUCUGUGCAGGCCAUUAGCCCCUGGGUUCCUCUGCCUUGCUUUUGUCAGGGCAGGUUGGCCGGCUCUGAGCCCUGUGCUGCCCCUUCUGUCCUGCUGGAAGGGAUCUUGGAGAUGUUGGGCAAGAAGCCUUCAUGUCACUGAAGCUGCAUCAGUGGCUGCAGCAUGCACACACCUAGCUUUUCCUCCUCUGUCAACACAUCCCUGUAUCUUUUGUGUCCCUGUUUUCAGAAAAGCUGUCUCCUCUUCAGUCAGGUCUUCAGGGGAGCGCAUGCCAAAUGAGCCACCAAUUUCUCCAGACAGCACUGCUCCUCAGCCUCACCACGCUUCCCUCAUCUGCUGGGGCAAGCAGCAGCUGAGAGCAGCAGGUCUUGGGUCACAAGACCAAGUCCGUUAGGACCUGGGCAUUAGGGCUCGGUGUCUGUCUCCGCAUCCAUCUCAGAAGGGCAAGAUGUAACAGCAAACAGUAAGGCAUUGUAUUUAGUCCAGCCGGUCUUCCUCCUGCCAAUUUAUUAAUGAAGGAAUCUGUUUCUCUAGUUAUGCUGCUGUACUGCUUCACCUCCCAAGUCUUGGGAGGCUGCAAAUGCACCCUUCAAACACAUGAGUCCUCUUGAAAAUCAUCUGUUUCGGGCAAGCCUGGAGCAGUCAGCACCUGCAGGCAUUGUGAGGCUCCGCUUAGUUCCUCCCCCAGAGCGGUCUGUUCUUCUGCUCUUUGUGCCUUUUUUGUCCUGGUUAGCAUCUCUUGCCCUUCAAGUCAGCGUGUCUUCCUGGAUCUCAAGUGCUAGACUCAAAAUAGUGGUUUGAACAGAAGGUCCUGUAAAAUCUCACUCCAUUAUGAUUCUGUCUUAUCACCUGCCCUUCCUCUUGCUACCAGACCUAGAUGUUGGCUUAAGUAAGAGGGUCCCUCUGAGAACAGAGAAGCAUAAGGUCUCCAGUGCAGGCACAUCCCUGUCUGCAUUUUGUUCUCAUUAUUAGCACAGAUUCAGGCUGGGUGAAAGCGGCUACAGCCCCCUUGGCUGCCCUGGGAUUUCCUGCCUUAGUGAUGACAUUUGGCUUGCUGUGUACUUGUGCUUCUCUCUCCAAGGGCCUAAUCUAAGCCAAAGCCGAUGCUGAGGGUCCUUGUGACUGGGGAGAUAAUGGUGUGUGCUUGUAUGUCCUGGUGAAUCAGGAGAUGUUCAGUCAGUGGAGUUGCAGUGGAUCAUUAGUGAGGAAUGUGGUCUGCUUGUCCUUCCCAACAUACUCUUUUUGAAAUCUCCUACACAUCGCUUAGAUUAGGCUGCAAUGGCUCGUCUUUCUAUCUCCAGCCUCCAAGGUGCCUUGGACAGAUGGAUUUAUCUAAGAUUUGGCAGACCUUUUAGCUCCUUGGGGCAAAGACAGUCCUUGGAAUAGGGACAGAUUAGUAGGGUCUCUGUGCCACUGUCCUUUAGCACCUGCAGCAGAGUUCUGCUUUCAGAUACCUUGUCCUUGACUCUUUCUGGGCCUUUUCAUAAGAUUGACUCAACUCAUUUCCCCGGCCCCAUUUUCACUCAUGAAAGCUUAUUCUGGAGCUGGUCUAUCCAGGUAGACACAUGUAUCUUUGAGGCACAGCUGCUGCACUGGCCUGCAGGAUCCAUGCAGAGUCUUCCUGCUGCUGAAUACCUUCCUCAUGCACAUAGUGCCAGCCGCAGCCAGGUCCCAGAUGUAGUCCCAGUGCCACAGUCUGUGGCUGUGCCAGACCCACAGCACCCUGAGGAGAAGUGGGACCUCUCUAGUCAGUGCUACCUGCUGCACACCAGGAUUUCACAGAGAUCUCUUCCUCAUAUUUUUGGCCCUGCUACCCCACUGCACCUGGUGGAGCUGCCCCUUGGUCCAGCCUACUCAGUUCUUGCCAGGCUGGAGACUUUCCUGCUCUGUCUUAGGCUCAGGAAGGGGGAUGGCGUGCUUAGGCAUGGGAGGGGAGCAGGACUAGGCAGGGGGGACAGGAGCUGCCUGGUGGCUUGGUAGAGCUGAAGAGGACAGACUGAAAAUGGGGGUUUGUUCUCGCUCCUCCUUGCCUGCAAUGGCAGGGCAGCAUGUCUAGCCCGGCAGGGAAGUUCAUGGCAGACAACUGGGCUCUCUCUUCCCACCUCCAGCAGGGGAUGCAGUCAGCAGAAAGGGUGUGUGUGUAGAGAUUUCCACCUAAGUGUUGGCAAGGAACUUCAGCACGCUGGCUAAAGGGCAGCUGAUUUAAUUCUCCUUGUGGCUGAGGUUAUCAGCACAGAUAUCCAGAGACGGUCUGUCCCUGUUCUGGUGCACAGCCUCUCCAUGGUGGCGUGGUCCCAUCUCCCCCGGCACACAGACAUCCACCCGCCACAGCUCCGGGCUGAGCAGCAGUCAGGCGCCUGCUCUUCCUGCAGACUUGUGUCUGCUCUCUGCCGUGUCUGUGUCCGUGAUGACGAUUCCUUUGGCAGCUCAUUCGAUGGCUCAGUCUGCUCCUCUCAUGAUAGUCUGCUCCCUUAUAUCUAAUCUGAAUUUUCCCUGCUGUAUCUUAAUCCCAUUACUUCUCCUCCAUUGACUGGCGAGUCUAAUUGGCUCUGCUCCUUUUCCCCAUGGCUUUCCCAACACAAGCGGGUGUUAUCUGGUCUCUGCAGCCUUCCCUUCACCAGUCCCAGGGUCUUCUCUCCCUCAGGAUCUCACUGGGCAAACCCUGGCUUACGUGAGGUGCAGUUUUCCCUGCUCUGAGCCUGGCCUGGGCAAAGAGGAGAGGGCCAAAGGUGCAAGCAACGCCUUGUCUGUCAGGGUGGCUGUGUCCUCAUUUCUGGUGCAGAAGUUCUCUUCAAAGUGAGCAAAGUUGCCCAGAGAGGUGGUAGAUUUCCCAUCCCUGGAAACAUUCAAGGUCAGGUUGGAUGGGGCUCUGAUCUAGUGGAAAAUGUCCCUACUCAUUGCAGGGGGGUUAGACUAGAUGACCUUUAAAGGUUCCUUCCAACCCAAACCAUUCUGUGAUUCUAUGAAAAUACACAGAGCUGCUGGUCCCCUACACAAGGAAAGCAGGACAGCCAGUGUCACCGUCUGCGAAGGUAAAAGGCGUGUGCUUGUCAGUAUGAGGGGGCAACAGCUACAGGAUCUCCACAGUCAGAUGGCUUUGGUUUUUUCCAUACAUCAUUCACCCGUUGCAGCUUUCCAUGGGCCAGGAGUCAAGCUCAGCACAGCACUUGUCAGCAGGCUUUCCUCGCAUACUGGGACAAGUGAAGCAGGAACGCUGGCAGCUUCUCUUCUUGGCCCUUAAUGGUGCUAAUUAAUCCCUAGAAGAGAGAUAGUCAUCACUGCUGCAACGCUGGGCAAUAACUUUGGGCUAUUUGGUGUUUUCCGUUGCUGCCAGUAUACUUGCUGGGUACUUAAAAGCUUUCCAGCGUUUCUGAACUAAAAAAAGAGAGAAUGAGUGUGUGAGAAGCUCUGGCUUAGCUGAUCUCCAAGACCUUUUAUCCAUCUUUCAGCACCCACUGGAAGCCUAGCAGUUUGCUCAUGCAGAACCAGGUGGUGAUACCAACCAGCCUGGUGGUACUUCUUGAGCCCACUGUGUGCCAUGCAGACCACGCCAAGGAGGGACAUUCAGAGAGGGCUUUCAGGUUGAGCAACUGUAGCGGCAUUCGUUAGAAUAGGGAGAGGAAAUCUCAACUUGUGGCCGACGCCAAGCCUUCCGGAGUCACACACCAGGCAAAUACUCAGGAUUAGCACUGUGGAAGCUGCUGUCUUUCUGUUUUCAAACAAGCACAUACCCCUCCCUUUCUGCUCCCGAUAAAAUACAUGUCAGAGACCCAGCACGUCCCUCCCCUCUUUCUUGUCUCUCCGCUCAUGCUCAAGAGGCUGCAGAGCUAUUUAGUAACUCUGAUGCAUGCCCUUGGGGAGGGGACUGCAGGAAGAGGUUUAUUAAGUGGAAGUUUAAGAAAGUUAGGUAGCAUCUGAUGUCAGUAAAACAAUGCCUCCUGAUUAGCCUGUGGGAAGAAUAAUACCCUUUAAGCUCUCCUUCCAGCCUUCCCAACCAUGGCUUCAGUACUGCUGUCUAAUAUCACCAGGAUGCUGCCUUACUUCUAGCGGGGUACAACCUUGCUGCAAUGUGCUCCUGCUCUGCUGCAGUAGCCGUAGGGUAUGGGUCUGAUAUACUACACCACAACCAAGAUGUUGUGUUACCAAAGAGCUGUAAGUCUCAAUCUGUGAUAUGUGCUUCUAAUCAUGUUUCAUUUAUAUUCGGUGGUUAGAAUAAGGUCUAUAUGAAUAUGACCUGGAUCCGGAUCAUCUCAGAAAUGGGAUAUGGUUUAAGUGGUAGCACUGUUUGGUAAUACUGCCUCCUGUGAUGUGCAGGGGCCUAGAGUCUCCACUGAGCCAGGUAUGUGUGGGCACCAAAGCCUGGUUCAUAGGACUUGGGAGCCCAGCGGGACUGAAGUCUGAGCUUACUGAGGGCUCUUUUCUCUGUGGUCUUUCUUGAAAAAGGGGAAAGGGGCUCAGUCAUAUUUUGGGUGGAAAUUAAGGGGCUAUGUUAAUUCCUAGUGUAAUUUUACUGAAGCCAGUGAUCUUGGUUUAGCAGCUCCUCAGAGUGGUCUGUCCUUGAGUCCAGACAAAUUGAUCUGUCACAGUGUUGCUUUGAUGCAUAGAGUUCAUGUUGGAACUUGGCCAACAUGAAUUAAUGUUGAAUACCUACUGUCUCUGCAAGCAGUGGGUUGAAUUGUUCUGCUCUACUGCCUCCAUCACAGCUGCUCCGCCAAGGGAAAUGUUAUGCCCAUGGAUGUGAUCUCGUCAACUCCCUCAAAAGCAAGCUAACAAUCCAAUUGACCUCCACCAUGCUUGGAGAGGAGCCUUCUCCCACAGGACUGUAGCCUUUCUGCACAUGAGGUAAAAGAGGUUCCAAGGACAGAACUGAACCUCAAGACCCAUGGCCUCAUUGCCUCCCCUUCCUUCUUUCCUCCUCACCUCGUCUGUCUGUUUUGGUGGAGGGACAGUUUCUUUGGGGAGUUUCAGCAAGCUCCUCUUCCUGCAGUUCAUAACCAGGCUCUGCUGACAGGUACAUCAUCCACCUAUGCAACACUUCCAGAAGCUGCCAAGUUUUCAGGAGCCCAUUACAAUGUGCAGCGUCGCCAUCCAGCACUGAGAAUAAGCACAGCGGCUGCUGGAAAGCUAAGUGGGUUUUAUUCCUCCCCUCCUCCCAAGGAAGACUGUUUUUGUUGGGGAUUUUUGUUCGUUCGCUUGGUUUUUGUAAAUUUUAUUUGGGGAACUGAAGCUUGUGAGAAAUCGGUGCCCAUCCUGAACCCUCCUUAGUCCUUCGAACUUCAGGAACAGAUGGGUCACCUACUAUGAUUAGAAUUUAGCAGACUUUGUAGAGCUAACUCCACACACAGACACACUAGGUUCUUUCACUCUCCAUCAGCACAAGCUGCUUCUGCAAUCUUAGCUACUCACAUUAGUGAAAGAAAAAGCCUAGCUAGAAUGUGGUGAGAUGACUUAGUAUCAUUCCCGUGGUCUAAUGUCCAUUAGCAGCACUGUCAGCUGCUGUGCUGUGAAUUCGGAAUUUGGAUGUCAGCCCAUGAACUGGUCAGGGUGAAAAGUUUUGGAAAAUCCCAAGCCUAAGUUCUCCAGAAGCAGAUGCAGAGAGAGGAUGAGCUGAAGGCAGACGUCGCCUCCUGUUCAGCCCAGCCAGAAGCUGGUGGGCUCUGUUUGUGCUGCACCUGCUUUCCCAGGGGCUGAGCGGAAGGGAAUGAAAGUAAUGGAGCUUCUGAGGAAGAAGCAUGCACAGGACCAUUCAGCCAGUUAGGAAUAAAGUGUUGAUAACUAGACCCCAAAAUAACAGGAUUUCACUUUGGAAAUGCCAAUGGCUUUUUCAAACUGAAAUGAGACUAAAAGCCCUUUACAGUUGAGAGGAGUGUUUCAGGUUACUGUUCCUUGCUUUAAAAUUUUAGUUUUUGAUGGUCAGGUGGGUUUAAACACUCCACUUCAGCUAGCUCUGUUAGAAAUGCACAGUGCUGGUGGAAAAAAAAUGCCCAAAGACGACUGGGAUGGUGGCCCUGUGGCUUCACAGUGGGGGUAGGCUGAUCAGGAAUGGAGGCUAGAGUUUAAAGUAUUCCUCUGGCCCUGGAGGUGUGACCUGGCUGUCCACCCAAGCAUGUGUGUGUGGCAGGGCAUGCUUCUGCAUGCCCAUGUGUACAGCCAGGACCCGUGGUCCUGCAAAGGGUUGGUGUGUUUGUGGCUUUGGUCUGGUGUCACCCAUCCAUCCUCAUGGUGAGGGCUUUGCAAGGUGACAGAGCACUGUUUGUUCCUCAUGAGAGGAAACUCAUGACCUGGUUUUUUUUGUGAGGAGAUGGUGUGAAGUGUCACGUUUGCUGUAGUGAGUGGCAAGGAGCAGGAAUAAAAGCAUGGAGCAAGCUGUGUUUGAAAGUGAACUAAUCCUUUGCUGGCUGCCUGAAAUGGGGGAGCUGCUGGAUCUGCUCCCUGGCCAACACUCUCCAGCUCUCCUCACCCUCCCCAAACCCAAUGGUAUUCCUCUGAGCUAGCCAAAGCACCCCCCUCCUCUGAACUCCGCCGAGGCUAUGCAUUCCCAUCAUUUUGGUCCUUUCCCAGGUAGACGCUGUGGGCCAGCCAUGUAACACCAGCAGACGCGUGAUGACCUCAGGCAUGCUGGUGACCAGACCUCACUGUAACCUGCUGGUUUGCCUGCACAUGGCCUUCCAAUGAUGCUCCCUGCCUCAUGCUUGGUGGAGAGACAUCACAGCCUGCAGAGCAUUGCAGCACAUCCUGGUCUCACUUUGGCAUCAUUUUAUGUUUUCCCAGAGAAUUUCACAGCACUUCUCUGAGCCUUUGUAGACAGGGUAAGUUUGACAGACUAAGUUAGAAAACAGCAGUCCUUGACAUUAUGGUUGUCCUGAUCUCCAGUGCCUCAGUGCUGUCCCUGGGGAGGAGAAGCAGGUCGGCUCUUCUGGUGAUGCGGGACCAGGGGAUGACGUGGUGAAAGCAGCGUGUCUGCUGGGGAAGUCUCGAAACAUGGGCCCUGUGCUUCUCCGCUGGGACUGAGAGCAGCCUUUCUUUGGCUGAAGAAGGUGCAGCUGAUGGAGGAGCUAGCUGAGGAGGGUAGAAUAGUGUGUAAAUGCUCAGCAAGACAUGUGGAGAGGAGGGUCUGUACAAAAACAGCUGUAAAAGGCUUUGCAGAUGCGGUGGUUUUUGUGGAAGACAUGAGACAAGACAGGGCAGGAGGCUGCUGUGCUGGUGCUGUGAGGCCAGGAGGCUGGGAGGGAAACAGAGGGAGCGGAGCAUUUGAUGGAGAAGCCUGGAAACAAAGCAGGCUUUCAAAGCAGGCUGUGCAUGCUCUGGCUGAGAAGACAGGCAGGAGGUAUUUCCAAGCUGAGGUGCCCAGGCCAAGCCUUGCUGCAUUGUCAGAGCUGCGAUGUUGCCUCCAAGCCCAGCACUGACAGCUUGAGCACGUGUCACCAAACCGCAACGGCUAAUGCAGCCACAAGGUGUAAAUGUCACUAAUGAAUAAAUUGCCUUGUGCCUUGGAGAGGCUAAUCCAUCACAGCUGGGGACGGGGAUCUGACAGGCUCUGCUAUUUCAGGCAUAGCCUGAAGGGAAGAGGAAUGCUUCAUUUCUGAGCUGUCCCCCCUCCCUAGGGAAGCCAUUGCAGGGCUUGGAUCUGCAGGGUUUGGAUCUGCACUGCUCCCCAGCUUCCCAGAUGCAUGAGCUCAGGCUUCAUCCCUCUUCACUGCGACCGAAGGCAGAAGCAGGAUUGGGUCUAGGUUAGCCAGAAGUGCCCUGUCAGCCAGGUGGUGCAUGGGCCCAUCCAGGGCUAGCUGACGAGGGUGUUUGGAGGAAGGCUGCUGCACACAGGGCAUGGGUGGUGUAGGUGCUGAUAGGGUAAAGCAGUGGGUCCCCAGCAAUCUGGAGAGCUUUAAUCAGUUGUCUGGAGUGUAGAGGGCCAGCAGGUACCUGACAGGCAGGGACAGAAGCUCAGCAUGGACAAAUCCAGCUCCAUGGGAUCAAGGGGAGGCUGAAUGCAGCAACCAUUUCUAUGCGCAGCCUCUGCCCAGACCUGUAGCAGCCUGCUCCUCCACUCCCAGUCAGUGCUUGAAAUCAACCUGCCAUCCUGUUUAUGACAUAUGCCAGCAUGACACCUUGCAAAUUGAUGCCUGGGUUGCUGCAAGCAGAAGCCGCCAGGUUUGGGAAGCCGGCCACCGGCUCCUGCUGCCACAUGAGCUGCACUCAGAGCAGCGGAAGCAGGGCUUGCCAUCUGCUGUGGGAGGGAGCCAGCUGGGCGCCCUUGCUCCGGCCCGAUAGGGCACCCGUUGGUGUACUGCAAGUGCAAGCCCUUGUGUCAUUCCCCUUCCUUUACUUCCUAGCCACUCCACUGUCUUCCCCCAUCUCUCAGACCCAUGGUGGGGGAGAUGCUCCCAGCUUGGCUGGAGUCCCUCGGCUGCUGAGUGCUGCUGGCACUGCAUCAGCGGAUGGUGGCGGGAGGGAAGAGCAGCUACCCAGGCAAGGCACUGGAGGUCGUUCCCUCCUCCAGACAGAGGCCCACAUCUGACCCCCCUUCUCAAAGCCCCACAGUGCUCCUUGGGGAUGGAUCUCCUGGGAGAGCUGUGGGGUCUGUACUGGCUGGGCACUGGCACAUGCCCUUUCCAGCACAGAGUGACCUGCUAGUUACCACUCUGCAAGGCAGUCCCACACUACAGUAACUGGACCUGAAGCUGCCAAGUGAGUCACCAACGGUGGGAGCGUUCACACUCAGACAAUCUGCUGUUGCUGUCAGGGCUUUCAUUUUUACCAAUGUGUAUGGCAUUUGAAAUGGUUUCAACUCUUGCCAACUGGCAGAUAGUGGACUGUUGGUCUUGGGUGUGGGUGAGUGGAGCAGGCUGCUUGGUUUGAGCUUUGCUCUUUGGCCAAGAGAUUGGUGGGAGGGAAGGCAAAGCAUUCUCCAGGCAGCAGCUGCCUGUCCAGGCAUUCUUGCAUGUGGCAGCCCAGGAGUGGGUUUGGAGGGUGCUCAGGUGGUGUUAACAGUUGUCUCGGCCAUUUGCAGUAAGAGGAGCUGUGAGUAUCCUGGAAAGCAAGUCAACUGUUGUUCUGGUGAUGAUAUGUUUUCCCAAGCCUUUUCUUUCCAUUCCUGUUCCUCACUGGCUCUGCAACCAAUUCCUCCUCAUGUGUCUGCUAGCAUGUCUGAGGGAGCUCAUUGCUGCCCUCCCAGCACGAGCUUUCGUUGCACAACUGGCUGACCAGAUGCAGCCCUGUACUUGGAGCUACAGGCAGGCUUGCCCAGGACCAGGCCGCCUCCGUUAAGCCCCCACCCCACCCUCACUGCUGGAGCUGUUCCUUCAUCAGCCUGAUGCUGAUCUGGGUCGUUUCUGCUGUUUCUGAACAAGAGUUCUCAUCUCAUUCAGGUGUGUCAUUCGGUGGAAAUAUUUUGUAAAUGCAAAUAAAAAGAAAUAAAUCUAUUCAAUACCUCGGACUCGAGGACGGGAAACAAGUAGUGGGAGACGCCCGGGUGGAGAAGGUCUCACAGCUGCUGCCACUGGUUAAGUUUUCUUGCAGAUGUAGCCCCUGGAGCAUCUGUAAAUAGUUGGGAAGGCAGCUACGCAACCUGAGAGGGCUUGGGGCUGAGCCCUGUCGGCACCCCUCGCGCAGCCACCGCUGCUGGGGACAGCCUCACACUCUCUCCUUUCUGAUCUCUAAGGGCAUGACACGGCGCAGGUAAAGGUCCUGUCAGCUGGGGGCUGGUGGCCCGUGGCACCACAGGCAUCUGAAUCCAUCAGGCAGAGCAAGGCAGAAGCGGGUACAUGGCAAACAAAUUCUUUUGUGAACACUGGGAAACAGUUUUUACUUUUCAACUCUGUCAAUAUGAUCUAGCUCUGUCUGUCUCUCUAUAUAUGUACAAAGAGUAUAUCACAAUGUUGCCUUUUUUGUUGGAAAUAUCAAAGUACAAAGAUUGUAAACCAAAUCGGUGUAAUAAAAGUUUCAGAUGAUUCACUGA